Molecule: messenger RNA, 710 nt
Organism: Musa acuminata AAA Group (dessert banana)
Lineage: Eukaryota; Viridiplantae; Streptophyta; Magnoliopsida; Zingiberales; Musaceae
Exons: 1
Coding region: 18-473 (151 amino acids)
Source: RefSeq, a predicted model, not a curated record
CAAAGAAGGAAAGAGCGAUGGAAGAGCUCAGCUUCCCCACAGUCGAUGACGAGGAAGACGACAGGUAUCUCCGGAGAAGCUUCUCCGAGGGCGACGUCUACGUCACGCGGAGCUCCCCCGCGCUGCUCGGCGACGGCGAUUCGGUGGAGUGCGAGGAGAGGAUGGACUCGCUGUGGGAGGACCUGAACGAGGAGCUCUACCGCGUCCCGAUCGAUGCGGAGAAGAGCACGAGGAGGUGGAGGAGGAGGUCGGCGGGCAUGGACGCACUGGCCGCCGCCGAGAGAAAGCUGCUGGUGGCCAAGAAGGAGCAGCAGGGAGCGGUGGAGCUGCGCUUGCUGCCGGCGUUGGAGGUGUCGAGGGGCGCCUCCCUGCGCCGGAAGCCUGGCUUCGUGGUGAUGCUGAGGAUGCUGAAGAACCUGUUCCGUGUGCGGAAAACGCACUCAUCCAAGAGGAGAUCGCAGCAGCAGAAGUAAGAGACGAAGCUGAAUCAUCUGAAAGGGAAUCCAAGAAACAAAAGCGAGAGAUCAAGUUAUGUAUUAGGGUUUGUGGAGCAGAAGGGAUGUAGAUGGAGGUGAUGCAUGUCAGAUCUGCAUCACAAAGCUGCAAAAAUAAGGCAUGAAAGUUCCAAGAAUUUUGUUGUGUGUAUAGUAUAUACAUAUAUUCGACUGUAAAUUUGUUGCAUAUAUGAAACAAGUUCUGAUUACAAUCAA